Messenger RNA from Hyphopichia burtonii NRRL Y-1933, 1400 nucleotides. RefSeq names its product proteasome regulatory particle base subunit (gene RPT2). Gene Ontology annotation, biological process: proteasome-mediated ubiquitin-dependent protein catabolic process. Gene Ontology annotation, cellular component: proteasome regulatory particle, base subcomplex. The transcript has 2 exons. The record is from RefSeq and is a predicted model, not a curated record. The coding region runs from base 50 to 1372 and encodes 440 amino acids. Gene Ontology annotation, molecular function: ATP hydrolysis activity; proteasome-activating activity; ATP binding. Lineage: Eukaryota; Fungi; Ascomycota; Pichiomycetes; Serinales; Debaryomycetaceae.
UUCGAAUCCGUAUACUAAUAUAAAACAGUCAUAUAAGUUGUAUUAAGAUAUGGGUCAAGCACCAUCAGGAAUGCCAGGAGAUGGCUUUAAUAAAAAGAAAGAUGAUAAAAAGAAAGAAAAGCCAAAGUACGAACCACCAGUGGAAUCCAAGUUUGGUAAGAAGAGAAGAAAGGGACCAGAUACUGCAGUUAAAUUACCAAGCGUUUAUCCAAAUACUAGAUGUAAAUUAAAGUUAUUAAAAUUAGAAAGAAUCAAAGAUCAUUUAUUAUUAGAAGAAGAAUUCGUAUCUAAUCAAGAAACUUUCCAACCAACUGAAGCAAAACAAGCGGAAGAACGUGAAAAAGUUGAUGAAUUAAGAGGAUAUCCAAUGUCAAUUGGUACUUUGGAAGAAAUUAUUGAUGAUGAUCAUGCAAUUGUUUCAAGUACAGCAGGUAGUGAAUAUUAUGUAUCCAUAAUGUCAUUUGUCGAUAAAGGAUUAUUAGAGCCAAGUUGUUCGGUACUUUUACAUCAUAAAUCAGUUGCCAUAGUUGGGGUAUUACAAGAUGAUGCCGAUCCAAUGGUUUCGGUCAUGAAAUUAGAUAAAUCACCAACUGAAUCGUAUGCAGAUAUUGGUGGGUUAGAAAGUCAAAUUCAAGAAAUAAAAGAAGCUGUUGAAUUACCUUUAACUCAUCCAGAAUUAUAUGAAGAAAUGGGGAUUAAACCACCUAAAGGGGUUAUAUUAUAUGGUGCUCCAGGUACUGGUAAAACUUUAUUGGCAAAAGCUGUUGCUAAUCAAACAAGUGCAACUUUCUUAAGAAUAGUUGGGUCAGAAUUAAUUCAAAAAUAUUUGGGUGAUGGUCCAAGGUUAUGUAGACAAAUUUUCCAAAUUGCUGCUGAACAUGCUCCAUCAAUUGUUUUCAUUGACGAAAUUGAUGCAAUCGGUAGUAAAAGAUAUGAAAGUAGUUCUGGUGGUGAACGUGAAAUUCAAAGAACUAUGUUGGAAUUAUUAAAUCAAUUAGAUGGUUUUGAUGAUCGUGGUGAUAUCAAAGUUAUUAUGGCCACCAAUAAAAUGGAAUCUUUGGAUCCUGCAUUAAUUAGACCUGGUAGAAUUGAUCGUAAAAUUUUAUUUGAAAAUCCUGACUCAAAUACUAAAAGAAAAAUUUUAACUAUUCAUACAUCGAAAAUGAACUUGUCUUCUGAUGUUAACUUAGAGGAAUUGGUCACUUCAAAAGAUGAUUUAUCAGGUGCAGACAUUAAAGCCAUGUGUACUGAAGCUGGUUUAUUGGCAUUAAGAGAAAGAAGAAUGCAAGUUAAAGCGGAUGAUUUCAAAGCUGCCAAAGAAAGAGUAUUGAAAAAUAAAGUUGAAGAAAAUCUUGAAGGGUUAUAUCUAUAGAUUAGUUUCGUUCAUCUUUAAUGCAUGU